Messenger RNA from Aethina tumida (small hive beetle), 527 nucleotides. Its product is annotated as HIG1 domain family member 2A, mitochondrial. Gene Ontology annotation, cellular component: mitochondrion. NCBI's taxonomy places the organism in Eukaryota, Metazoa, Arthropoda, Insecta, Coleoptera, Nitidulidae. The record is from RefSeq and is a predicted model, not a curated record. The transcript has 2 exons. Gene Ontology annotation, biological process: mitochondrial respirasome assembly. Bases 145 to 471 code for a protein of 108 amino acids.
GGCGCAAUCUGUCAACAAGACAUUUAACAAAAUUGAAAGUCGGAUCAGCUGUUGUAGUUUUAUUUGUAUAAUUGUUAGGUUAUGCCAAAAGCUGUCGAUCAUAAUCAUAAGUUUUAAAUCAUUAGUAAAUCAUAACAGGUGGAAAUGGCUAAGGAAUUAACGGACGAAGACAUGGAACAAUUCGAUUGGUUGACAUUACAAAAGGACAUGGACACAUUAAUGCCACUCGAGACUCAUUCACAAAAAUUCAUAAGAAAAUUUAAAGAAAAUCCCUUUGUACCGAUUGGAUGUUUGGCAACAACAGGAGCAUUGGGUUAUGGCCUUUGGACUUUCAGAACUGGUCACAGAAAAAUGUCCCAGUACAUGAUGCGGACUAGGAUCGUCGCCCAGGGUCUCACCGUUUUAGCUUUGGUCGUCGGCGUUGGACUUGGGGCCCAGAAACAGGCAGAAAAGGCACAAAAACCAAUCUGACAUGUUCAAUGUUAACAAUUAGGGUAGAUCAUGUAAAUACAAUUGUUAUAAUUUAA